CGUCGCUGCGAGGCCUGUGCGAAGGCAGGCCGCGGCGGUCCGGGGCCCGAGUCCGGAGGCAGGGGCGGCCGCCAUGGCCGAGAGCAUCAUAAUCCGCGUCCAGUCCCCAGAUGGAGUGAAGCGGAUCACGGCCACAAAGAGAGAAACAGCUGCAACAUUUUUGAAAAAGGUUGCAAAGGAAUUUGGCUUCCAAAACAAUGGCUUCUCAGUUUACAUCAAUAGAAACAAGACUGGAGAGAUAACAGCAUCGUCCAGCAAAUCCCUUCAUUUGCUAAAAAUCAAACAUGGCGAUUUGUUGUUCCUGUUUCCCUCAAGCCUUGCUGGAACUUCAUCUGAAAUGGACACGUCGUCAACCUCACUGGGGUUAAAGGCCUUUGUCCCUCCUAGUGUGGUUGAGGAUGAAAUCGAUCAAUACCUCAGUAAGCAGGAUGGAAAGAUAUACAGGAGCCGAGACCCACAACUAUGUCGCCAUGGUCCCCUGGGAAAGUGUGUGCAUUGCGUCCCGCUGGAGCCAUUUGAUGAAGACUACCUGAACCACUUGGAGCCUCCUGUCAAGCACAUGUCCUUCCAUGCCUAUAUACGGAAGCUGACUGGAGGGGCUGACAAGGGGAAGUUCGUUGCCCUGGAGAACAUCAGCUGCAAGAUUAAGUCAGGAUGCGAGGGACACCUCCCGUGGCCCAAUGGCAUCUGCACCAAGUGUCAACCUAGUGCCAUCACAUUAAAUAGGCAGAAAUACAGGCAUGUGGACAAUAUCAUGUUUGAGAAUCACACUGUUGCUGACCGCUUCCUUGACUUCUGGAGAAAGACAGGGAACCAACAUUUUGGGUACUUAUAUGGACGGUACACGGAACACAAGGACAUUCCCCUUGGCAUCAGGGCUGAAGUGGCUGCAAUUUAUGAACCUCCUCAGAUAGGUACACAGAAUAGCCUGGAGCUUCUGGAAGAUCCCAAAGCUGAGGUGGUUGAUGAGAUCGCUGCCAAGCUCGGCCUGAGGAAGGUUGGAUGGAUAUUCACGGACCUUGUCUCAGAAGAUACCCGGAAGGGUACAGUCCGAUACAGUCGAAAUAAGGACACCUAUUUCCUGAGUUCAGAGGAGUGCAUCACAGCAGGAGACUUUCAAAACAAGCACCCCAACAUUUGCCGGCUCUCUCCUGAUGGGCAUUUUGGAUCCAAGUUUGUUACUGCAGUGGCUACAGGUGGUCCAGACAACCAGGUUCACUUUGAAGGGUACCAGGUAUCCAAUCAGUGCAUGGCACUGGUCCGUGAUGAAUGUCUCCUGCCAUGCAAGGAUGCCCCUGAGCUCGGUUAUGCCAAGGAGUCCAGCAGCGAACAAUAUGUGCCUGAUGUGUUUUAUAAGGACAUAGACAAGUUUGGUAACGAGAUCACUCAGCUGGCCCGCCCCCUGCCCGUGGAAUAUCUGAUCAUAGACAUCACAACAACCUUCCCCAAGGAUCCAGUUUACACUUUUUCUAUUUCACAAAAUCCAUUUCCUAUUGAAAACCGGGAUGUAUUGGGCGAGACACAGGACUUUCAUAGUUUGGCCACCUACUUAUCUCAGAAUACCUCAUCUGUGUUCUUGGAUACCAUCUCGGACUUCCACCUUCUACUGUUUCUGGUCACCAAUGAAGUCAUGCCUCUGCAGGACAGCAUCAGUCUGCUGUUAGAGGCUGUGCGGACCAGAAAUGAGGAAUUGGCACAGACGUGGAAGAAGUCUGAGCAGUGGGCCACCAUUGAGCAGCUGUGCAGCACUGUUGGUGUGCAGCUCCCAGGCCUACAUGAGUAUGGUGCUGUUGGAGGCUCUGCACAUGCUGCCACCUCUGCUAUGUGGGCCUGUCAGCACUGUACCUUCAUGAACCAGCCAGGCACAGGCCACUGUGAGAUGUGCAGCCUCCCUAGGACCUAGGGCUCAGGCCCUCUGCUGGGUGAGACUGGGCCAGCCCAGCCCUCUCUGAUGCCUGGAGCACCGUGUGUUCCUAUAAGGCCUGAGGCCCACGGCCCUAAAGAGGUGGAACCAGCUACCCUGGUAUCUCAGACCUGAAGCUUCUCAGUGCCGAUCCUGGAGAGAAAGAGCCCUGGCUGGUAUGCUGGGGCUGAACAGAGACUCCCAACUGGAAAUACAGAGCAGUCCUGCCCAAGAACACCCUACAUGCCUCACUCAAGUUAAUAGCUCCCCACUGCAGUGGAAAGACUGAGCACCUCCUGAGAUUGGGGUGCAAGGAUAGAUUGCUGCUGCCACCCAGCUGUUUCUCUUUUCUUUAUGGUUUUUUUCUGCUUCUUCCCCCUACUUCCCACCCCUUAUUUUUGGUUGGAUACUCUUCUCCUGGUUGCCUCUGUGCUCUUGCUGUGGGGCUGCAUCCCUCCUGUGUGAGGAGCACUGCCUGGCAGGAAUGUGUGUAGUUGCACUGUGGCCUCCUUGGCCUGACCUGCUGGUUAGUGUGACACCUGUCGUUCACUCACUCAAAAUCUAGGUAAGGUUUUAAAAUUCCCAUUGGUUAUAACAACAGUUAUCACUAAUUCUUGCCCAGAAAACAUUUAUUUAUUGUUUUUAAGGUAAAACUGCACAAAGUGGGGAGUAAAAGAGACUUAAUUUCUGCUUCUUUUCUUCCCUUAGUAGAACUCCACAUGGGUGUUCCAAGGUGGUGAGUGGAUAGGGGGCCAUUGUCAGUUCUCUCCUGAAGCAAACCUCAGUGCCUGAGACCUUUUUUUUUUUUUUUUUACCAAGCCACAGGGCUGUGGCAGCUGGUAACAUGGGCGCUGAGUAGGAGCAGGGUUGCCCUCACAUGGCAGGUAGCCCUUCCAGAGUCUGGAUGGGCCGGAACUGGGGCUCUUGUCCCCUCCUCCAGCACUAUUCCCUGACCCAUGGCUCCUCACAACCUGGCCUUGUGGUACAGUGCUAUGGCUCUUGAGAUAGCCUAGUAAGGGCCUGUAUGUGGCUUGGAUGAUUUAUACUGUAUGUAUGGUAAGGUGUGGGCAAUCCAAAACAGUUUGAGGGACUCUGAGGGUCCCAUGUAACUGUUCUCUGAUGCAGCCCUCUCCUAGGUGAGCUGUGGACAUCUUGAUGCCUCUUUGCCUUAAUUGAGAGUCCAGUCAGUUGUGUUGGGCCCUGGGAAAUGCCAGCCCAGCCAUAGACUGUUGGAAGACUUGUAUGUCACCCUGGUGGGAGGGCAAGCCUAUGCUGCCUUCCCCAUCCUUGGCCCUGUGGACAGAGAACCCUUGUCCGCUGUGCUUCCACAUGGCAGAGCUGUGGCCAGCAUCCCUUGGUUCACCUGGCAUUGGAUCCAAAGUGAAAGGCCCAGAGGCUUGUCUACUGCUCGGGCCAUAAGCCCAUUCAGUUUGGUUUGGUCAUGGCAGGGCCAUCCUAGAGGGUCAAAAGGGUUGGAAAGCAGCAAGGAAGCCAGUCUUCUGGGCUGUGUCAGCAUAUGGCAGAGAGUGCCGAGGUUUGUCCGCCCUGCCUCUUGGAGCUGCCCUGGCUAGGGCUUCACUCUCCUGUCUUUUCUGGUCCCUAAGAUCACUUAGACUGGAUGUGGUGGCAUUACUGUUUCCAAGGCCAAUCACAGUAGCAUCAUCACCCGUGCUGAGCAGCACAGACUUCUCAAGAUCUUUCCGCCACUGCUUAUUCUCCUACUUGCUCUCAUCUUUGUCCACCAUGCUAAUUUACUUCACUAUUCUUCUCAUGUUCUGGCAUCCACAUAAAUUCAUGGGUUCUUUUGUCUUUUUGCUAAAGAAAGUUGUGAUUUCUCUGCUUAUGGUUUUGAAUUGCUCUUUGUUCAGUAAUGCACUUUAUUUUAUUGUCCAAAGAGAGUCAAGCUAAUGCUACCGGCUCGGGGUGGGCUCUGCUGAAGGUGGAGUUCUGGUCAGCUCAGCCACUUCUACAUGGAGAUGAACCUAGCCCCACCUCUCCUCCCUUUUGCCAUCAGGCACUGUAGCCAGACAGGGGUGCCUGUGUGCACACCUGUCCAAGUGAAUCCAGUGGCUGCCAUGGUCCCCUGCAGGCUGAAUUGGGGUCUAGCCCUAGCCUCCAGCCAGUCUGCUCCUGGGACAUGGGUGCUCCCGCUUCGGCUCUGCUUUGGGCUCGCUGGUGUGUAUUGGCUGGGUGUGGACUAGCAUUUCCUUGACCCCAGCCCUGCAGUGGAACCUAAUAAAAGCACCUGAAGCGAC
Messenger RNA from Jaculus jaculus (lesser Egyptian jerboa), 4158 nucleotides. RefSeq names its product NPL4 homolog, ubiquitin recognition factor (gene Nploc4). The transcript is spliced from 17 exons. Gene Ontology annotation, cellular component: nucleus. Gene Ontology annotation, biological process: ubiquitin-dependent protein catabolic process. Gene Ontology annotation, molecular function: ubiquitin protein ligase binding; ubiquitin binding. The coding region runs from base 74 to 1903 and encodes 609 amino acids. NCBI's taxonomy places the organism in Eukaryota, Metazoa, Chordata, Mammalia, Rodentia, Dipodidae. The record is from RefSeq and is a predicted model, not a curated record.